AUGUCGACCGAAAGCAGCGCCAGCCCCAUAGGUAUCGCAAACCUGCCCAACCAGCGACACAAGAUUGUUGCUAAGAGGGGUGCCGCCUUCACUAUUAUGGUUGCUGGCGAAUCUGGCCUGGGCAAGACCACCUUCAUCAACACCCUGUUCUCCACGACCAUCAAGAACUAUGCCGAUCACAAGCGGAGACACCAGAAGCAAGUCGACAAGACCGUCGAGAUCGAGAUCACAAAGGCUGAGUUGGAGGAGAAGUUCUUCAAGGUCCGCCUGACCGUCAUCGACACCCCUGGCUUCGGCGAUUAUGUCAACAACCGCGACUCCUGGAUGCCAAUCAUCGAGUUCCUUGACGACCAGCACGAGUCCUACAUGUUGCAAGAGCAACAGCCCCGCCGAAACGACAAGAUCGACCUCCGUGUCCACGCUUGCUUGUACUUCAUCCGCCCCACCGGUCACACCCUGAAGCCUCUCGACAUCGAGGUUAUGAAGAGACUUUGCUCUCGCGUCAACUUGAUUCCAGUGAUUGCCAAGGCUGAUACUCUCAGCCCUGCUGACCUGGCCACCUUCAAGCAACGCAUCCGAGCUGUCAUCGAGGCCCAGAGCAUCAAGAUUUACCAGCCACCCGUUGAGGAGGACGACGAGGCCGCCGCUCAGCAUGCCCGCAGCCUGAUGGCCGCCAUGCCGUUCGCUGUCAUCGGAUCCGAGAAGGACGUCAAGACCGGCGAUGGCCGCAUCGUCAAGGGACGGCAGUACUCGUGGGGUGUUGCCGAGGUCGAGAACGAGGACCACUGUGACUUCAAGAAGCUCCGAUCAAUCCUCAUCCGGACCCACAUGCUCGACCUCAUCCACACCACCGAGGAGCUUCACUACGAGGCCUAUCGCGCUCAACAGAUGGAGACGCGCAAGUUCGGCGAGGCCCGCCCACGGAAGCUUGACAACCCCAAGUUCAAGGAGGAGGAAGAGGCCCUCCGGAAGCGCUUCACGGAGCAAGUCAAGAUCGAGGAGCAGCGGUUCAGACAAUGGGAGCAGAAGCUCAUUGCUGAGCGUGAUCGCCUUAACAAGGAUCUGGAGCAGACGCAUGCCCAGAUCAAGACACUGGAGCAGGAGCUGGAGCAGAUGCAGGGCAGCGCGGUCCGCAGCCAUGGUCGUCGUUAG
Molecule: messenger RNA, 1152 nt
Organism: Diaporthe citri
Lineage: Eukaryota; Fungi; Ascomycota; Sordariomycetes; Diaporthales; Diaporthaceae
Exons: 5
Coding region: 1-1152 (383 amino acids)
Biological process (GO): cytoskeleton-dependent cytokinesis
Cellular component (GO): septin complex; microtubule cytoskeleton; cytosol
Molecular function (GO): GTPase activity; GTP binding; molecular adaptor activity
Source: RefSeq, a predicted model, not a curated record